GUGAGGUGCUUCGCAGCCGCGGCGUCCGGAGCGGUACCUCUGGUCCGUCAGUGGUGCUCCGUGCCUAGUUCUUCUCGUCCUCUGCGUCAGCUAUGGCGGAGGCGAUGGAUGUGGGCAAAGACAACGGGCCCACUCACUCCUCGACUCUGUUCGUGAGGGAAGAUGGCAGCUCCAUAUCCUUCUACGUGCGUCCCAGCCCGGCGAAACGCCGGCUCUCGACGCUCAUCCUGCACGGCGGCGGCACCCAGAGCCGGGGGCAGGAGCCGCCGCUCACGGGGCGAGUCGCCUUCACCGACGCGGACGACGUGGCCAUCCUCACCUACGUGAAGGAACAUGCCCGCUCGACCAGCUCCGUCACGGGCAACGCCUUGUGGAAAGCGAUGGAGAAAAGCGCGCUCACUCCGCACUCGUGGCAGUCCCUGAAGGACCGCUACUUAAAGCACCUGCGGGGCCAGGAGCACAAGUACCUUUUGGGGGACGCCCCCGUGAGCCCGUCCUCCCAGAAACUCAAGCGGAAAGCGGAGGAAGACCCGGAGGCUGCCGACAGCGGGGAACCACAGAAUAAGAGAACUCCCGACUUGCCUGAAGAAGAAGAGGAAGAGGAGGAAGAAGAGGAAGAAGAAUUUGUAAAGGAAGAGAUCAAGGAGAAUGAAGAAGCAGUCAAAAAGAUGCUUAUAGAAGCCACCCGGGGGUUUGAGGAGGUUGUGGUGGAGGAGAGCCCUGAUUUUGAAAUACACAUAACAAUGUGUGAUGAUGAUCCACCCACACCUGAAGAAGACUCAGAAACACAGCCUGAUGAGGAAGAAGAAGGAAAAGUUUCUCCACCAGAAGUGGGAGCUGCAAUUAAGAUCAUCCGGCAGUUAAUGGAAAAGUUUAACUUGGAUCUGUCAACAGUUACACAGGCCUUCCUAAAAAAUAGUGGUGAGGUGGAGGCUACCACCUCCUUUUUAGAGUCUGGUCAGAGGGCUGAUGGGUAUCCCAUUUGGUCCCGACAGGAUGACUUAGAUUUGCAAAAGGGUGAUGAGGAUGCCCGAGAUACAUUGGUCAAAAAAUUUGGUGCUCAAAAUGUAGCUCGGAGAAUUGAAUUCCGAAAGAAAUAAUUGACAGGAUAACGAGAAAAGAAAAGAGGUGUGGCAGAUGAGGUGGUAUUUUGUGACCAUUGAACUUCAGAGAUUUUUAUGUUGGAACUGACAUGUCUUCUGACCAAAUGUUGUCAUUGCUCUGUGAGUCCAAGAUUUUGUAGCUAUGCAGAGUUGUGUAGGAUAAAAAUAAAAGAUAUUGGAUAUAUUUAGAGCUGUCCCUGGCAGUAUCAGUGUUUCUUGAAGGAAAAUAUAAACCAGAGAGAGGUUGGUCUACAUAGUAAUCUUUUUUUGGAAUGGAACCUGUAUCUUAUUGUACAGGAACUAAUAACCCAGUUAAAGGAAGAAAAUUGGAAGACAGGUCUUUUCAGGCAGUGUGAAUAAAGAGCCUCCUGUCCUUUGGCAGAAGCUCCUCUAGAUUGUGAUAGAUUCUAAGUCAAGGAUUUAGAAAUAUGGAAAGAUUUCAUUACAAGACCUUGAACAUGGAUUACCCCAAACCUUUGCAUCCCCCAGUGAGCUCUGAUUUCUAAGAUCAUCCGACAGUUAAUGGAAAAGUUUAACUUGGAUCUGUCAACUACUUUGAAAACCCCAUGUUUCCUUUGCUAACAAUAUUUGGGGACCCUGCUCCUUGGCUGUUCUUUGAGUCCUUGUCAGUCAAGCAUCUAACGUGUUUCUUUACCUAUCACCCAGUUUUGUUUAAAGAGUCUCAAGAAUAGUCUUACUUGGUUACUAGUAAUAAUGUGUUUCUAUUUGUUGAGGACAAUUUUGUGAUAAGGUUGUGUUAGACUUAAAAAUUAGUGAAUUAAUUCCUCUUUGUUGUGUUGCUUUUGUUAUUGAAAAUAAAUGGAACUUUGUA
This is a messenger RNA of Myotis brandtii (Brandt's bat), 1935 nucleotides long. It is a transcript of the gene TERF2IP, whose product is annotated as telomeric repeat binding factor 2, interacting protein. Gene Ontology annotation, molecular function: telomeric repeat DNA binding. NCBI's taxonomy places the organism in Eukaryota, Metazoa, Chordata, Mammalia, Chiroptera, Vespertilionidae. The record is from RefSeq and is a predicted model, not a curated record. Gene Ontology annotation, biological process: telomere maintenance via telomere lengthening; regulation of DNA-templated transcription. Gene Ontology annotation, cellular component: shelterin complex. The transcript has 4 exons. Bases 93 to 1100 code for a protein of 335 amino acids.